This is a messenger RNA of Schistosoma intercalatum, 1242 nucleotides long. NCBI's taxonomy places the organism in Eukaryota, Metazoa, Platyhelminthes, Trematoda, Strigeidida, Schistosomatidae. The record is from the annotation of a GenBank genome assembly.
AUGGCCUCUUUAAGCUGUGGCUACAAGUGUCUGCAGAUUUUUCUAGUGGUAUUUAAUGUCCUUGUUUGUACAUGUGGGAUUGUUGCAGUUGUAAUUGGAAGUCUCUCCCAAGUUGCUAUUAAUAAAUAUUCCACUGGAGUGGAUUCAAAUAUCAAAUGUCUCGUAAUCUUUGUAAUAGCACUUGGAUGCUUCCUAGUUGUGUUUGGAUUUCUUGGGUUUUUUGGAUUGGUUACCAAGAAUACUUUCUGUUUAAUCUUGUACACCUCUCUACUGUCAACCGUUGUGCUGAUCGAAAUAGCGGGAGGAGUAGUGGCAGCUGUGCUAAGAAAAGACGUAAAAGCUCAAUUCCAAUCUCUGAUUAAAAGCUCCGUUUCUGAAUAUAGCAAGAAUCCGGACUUGAAGAAACUCUUAGAUAAGAUACAAACAGAGUUUCAUUGUUGCGGCUCUGAAUCGCCAAAGGACUACAUAUCGACUAAGCAAACCAUCCCUGAUUCAUGUAAAAAUCCAGAAACUAAGAUUAUAUACUUAGAUGGUUGUUCAUGCAAAGUAAUCGACUUCUUUGAAAAAAGAAAUAAUAAUAAUAAUAAUAAUAAUAAUAAUAAUAAAUUGGAAUUACAUAAUGAUGGUAUUAGAUUAUUUGAAGGGUUUGAUAAUCAUAUUGCCUUGAUUACUAUUGGUAGUAUAUUUUAUAGUUCAGUUCGUAAAUACAAUGGCAAACUUGAGACGACUGUCAAAGGAGUAAUAAAAUGCCUUGUCAUAGUCGGAUGUAUUAUGAUUUUUUCUGGAUUCCUAGGUCUCUUUGGAUCUUGCUUAAAUAGUAAUGAUGUACUUUGCUUGUUUUCUGUUGGUUUGGUCACCAUAAUUAUUGUUCAGCUUGGAACUGGAAUAACAUGCCUUUGUUAUCAUGUAAAGUUGUGGGAUAAUCUACAUUUGAGCAUGAAGAAAGCAGUUGAAAAUUAUCAUUUCAAUAAAACGAUAAGCACCAUUAUGGAUAAAAUUCAUAGAGAUCUUAAAUGUUGUGGUUCACUUAAUUACUUAGAAUAUGGAGAUAAAAUUCCCUCGUCCUGUCAUGAAGAUGGUUCCAUUUACAAAAAUGGUUGUACUGAUGUAUUAAAUCAAUUCGGUAGCCAAUUUCUAACUAUUGGUACAGUUUUCUCAUUUAUGUUCAUAAUCCUUGAAAUAAUAACAAUUGGAUGUUCCAUAUAUUUAACUGCAUAUAUCGAUGCAAAAGAUCAUAGAUGA